AUGAGGCGAUUGACAAGCAUUGUUGGUAUGGACAGGAGGACCAAAAGCAAAGGUUGGUUCGAGAGAGGGGAGGGAGGGAGGGAGAGACAGAUAGAUCUAGGAGACGUUCAUGGGGGCACCGUCGCUACAAGGUCCAAAGCGAGCGCUUGUGAAAAGGCUCCAACGCUUGUAGAGGAACUCGACAAACAGGGAUCCAAGCGGCCAGAUCAAGUGGCAAUAAAAUUGACGACGCAAAAUGGGCAGUCAACCGACUUCCCAAGAGGCAAACGGGAAAGGGAACUCUGGACUGGCGAACAGAGGACAGAGGACAGAGACCCGUCCAGUGUCGACUUUUUAUCGAGCGCAGCCUCUCCCCGGAGCGAAUGGGAAGAUAGCCCGACCGUUGACCAGAUCUUAGGAGCAGCUCACAGAGCACAAUUGUUGGCGGAUGCCCACUCCACUCGCUGUCCUGGCGGAGGGCCGAGGGUAGAUGAAGAAUUCCAAGGUUGGAUGCCGGCCCAAAGACGGCGAAAAGAAGGGAAGACGCCCAAGCCCAAGGAGCAGCGAAAGGCCGCGCUUAGGCCGAAGUGGAAUUCGAUGAGAGUGACCGGCAGUGACCAGGCGGCCCACCAAAAUUUGGCUGCGGGAACAGGUCGUUACAGGUACCUUCUGGCAGGCUUGCCAAGUAGCACUGCAUGA
Molecule: messenger RNA, 678 nt
Organism: Paracoccidioides brasiliensis Pb18
Exons: 3
Coding region: 1-678 (225 amino acids)
Source: RefSeq, a predicted model, not a curated record